GCACCUGAUCCAGUCCAGGCACCUGAGGAAUUCUCGUCGUGGGCCAAGCUGGGACGCGAGCGUCCUCCCGUGCGUGUGCGUGUGCGCGCGCCCUCCUGUCAUUUUGCCCGCGCUCAACUCCCAAACCGGACCAGUCCAGAGUAGACCGCGGCUGCGCGCGCACACGGGACGCUCGUCUCGACCAUGCACGCUGACAACUACCGGAGGACACUGAACACGCCGUGCAGCACUUCCACUGAAACAACAACAACAACAACAACAACAAAGUAUAUUCAUCCAGCGGUGAGUCAUUGCAGCGAGUGCGUAAAGGAUCCCGAGUGGGGUGGGGGUGGGGGUCCCUGGGGGGUCCCACGCAGCCCACGCAGCUGCACCAUGAGGCUGGCAAGCAUCAUUUUCUUGGCGGCUCUCUGCGCCUUCACCGCCUACUAUGUUUAUGAACCCAUUCCUGAGGACGUCGAGGAGAGAUGGAAACUCAUGUUGACCGACACCUUCUUCAGAAGUCUCAGCCACCUGGCGGACUUCAGCGAGUUAGUGGGCCUGAAGGACUACAUGGGCGUGAUGUACAUCAUCACUCUGAUGGAAAACAUUGUGCCUGUUUCCGAUGAACAUGUCACGGUGACCGUGGAGAACUUUGACGGUGUGGAGGUGGUGCUGUACCAGCCCAAGCAGCCAGGUGGCGACCCAGAAGCCAGGAGAGCAGUCAUAUACCUGCACGGCGGGGGGUGGUGUCUGGGCAGCUCGCGCAUGGGUCCAUAUGACAUGCUCGCCAGGAAAAUGGCAAUUGAGCUGAAUGCGGUGAUCGUCUCUGUAGAGUACCGCCUUGCUCCUGCCCACCACUUCCCUGUCCCGUAUGAGGAUGUUUACCGCGUUGUGAAACACUUUCUCCAGAUGGGGGUGCUUGCCCAGUUUUCUGUGGACCCGGGACGUAUUGCAAUAUCUGGAGACAGCGCCGGGGGAAACCUGGCAGCUGCUGUCUCCCAGCAACUGCUGAAGGAGCCCAGCCCACAGGUUCAUUUGAAGGCCCAAGCCCUCAUCUACCCCGUGCUGCAGGCUCUGGACCUCAACACACCUUCUUACCAACAAAACCAGGACAUGCCCAUACUACCGCGCACCCUCAUGGUGCGGUUCUGGAGCCUGUACUUCACCAGCGACAAAGCCUUUUUCCGAGCCAUGAUGAGCAACACGCACAACAACCCAGAGUCUUCCAGCCUGCUGAAGUUUGUCAACUGGAGCGCCUUCCUGCCCGAGUCGUACCGCAGGAAGUAUAACUACAGUGCCCCCGCUGUGGGGCGCGGGCAGUUUGGAACCAGCCAACCAUCUCCUUCUCUAGCUGACCCCAGGGCGUCCCCGCUGCUGGUUCCGGACUCGGCCUUGCGCUCCCUGCCUAAAGCCUACAUCCUCACAUGCGAGUACGACGUUCUCCGAGAUGACGGCAUCAUGUACGUCACGCGUCUCCGUGCGGCGGGCGUGGCCGUGACUCACCAACACUACCAGGCCGGAUUUCACGGUGCCUUGAUGUUCACCGUCUGGCCCGCCGACUUUCUCCUCGCUCGCCGCAUGACGGACGACUACGUGAGAUGGCUGAAGGAAAACUUGUGAAAUAACUUGGGAUUGAUCCAGUUGCUCCACAGUGAAGCACUACAUUGUUUUAUUGGCUGCACAACGCUACCGACUUGGCAGUCAUAUUAUUAUUAUUAUUUUUUACUCAUGCUUAUUUGAUCUGUAAAUACAGUAGUAUAUCUUGAAGUCUGUUACAUUUGUCCCACAUUUUUAUGACACUGUAAAAUGUCAACAGUGUGACAAGUAGUUAGCUUUUCAGAAAGUAUGAACACAAUGUAAACAAACCUCCUUGCAAAAAGUAAUCUUUGGUCUGAAUGCAACAAAACCUACAUCAGGGGUCGGCAACCCAAAUUGUUGAAAGAGCCAUAUUGGACCAAAAAUACAAAACCAAAUCAGUCUGGAGCCGCAAAAAAUUAAAAGCCAUAUUACAUACAGAUAAUGGGUCAUGAGAUAUAAAUUGAAUUAAGAGGACUUAAAGGAAACUAAAUGAGCUGAAAUAUCAAUCAAUCAAUGUUUAUUUAUAUAGCCCCAAAUCACAAAUGUCUCAAAGGACUGCACAAAUCAUUACGACUACAACAUCCUCGGAAGAACCCACAAAAGGGCAAGGAAAACUCACACCCAGUGGGCAGAGAGAAUUCACAUCCAGUGGGACGCCAGUGACAAUGCUGACUAUGAGAAACCUUGGAGAGGACCUCAGAUGUGGGCAACCCCCCUCCCCUCUAGGGGACCGAAAGCAAUGGAUGUGGAGCGGGUCUAACAUGAUACUGUGAAAGUUCAAUCCAAAGUGGCUCCAACACAGCCGCGAGAGUUCAGUUCAAGCGGAUCCAAGACAGCAGCGAGAGUCCCGUCCACAGGAAACCAUCUCAAGCGGAUCAGCAGCGUAGAGACGUCCCCAACCGAUACAGGCGAGCGGUCCAUCCUGGGUCCCGACGAGCGGUCCAUCCUGGGUCUCGACUCUGGCCAGCCAGUACUUCAUCCAUGGUCAUCGGACCGGACCCCCUCCACAAGGGAGGGGGGGGACAUAGGAGAAAGAAAAGAAGCGGCAGAUCAACUGGUCUAAAAAGGAGGUCUAUUUAAAGGCUAGAGUAUACAGAUGAGUUUUAAGGUGAGACUUAAAUAUAGCUACAAAUGAGGCAUAAUGAUGCAAUAUGUACAUACAGCUAGCCUAAAUAGCAUGUUAGCAUCUAUUAGCUUGCAGUGACCAAAUAUAUCUGAUUAGCACCCCACACAUGUCAAUAACAUCAACAAAACUCACCUUUGUGCAUUCACGCACAACAUUUAAAGUUUGGUGGACAAAAUGAGACAGAAAAAGAAGUGGCAUAAAACACGUCUUAGAAAGUCGGAGAAAGUUAUACAUGUAAACAAACCACGGUGCGUUCAAGGACCGCCAAAAUUAGUAGGACAAAACGGCGCUCGCCAAAUACUCCAAUCAGUGAAGCAUGAUUAAUAUAAACAGUGUGCUUUGUAACAAUUACGGAGGUUUGUGUCAUGUUUGUCCUCCUGCAGAAACCAUAUUAAAACAAAAAAAAAUAUUUUUUUCUCCUUCAUGUUUUCCAUUUUUCAUACGUUUUUGAAAAAGCUCCAGAGAGCCAAUAGGGCGGCCCUAAAGAGCCGCAUGUGGCUCCAAAGCCGCGGGUUACUGACCCCUGACCUACAUAAACAACGGAUAAAUAAUAAUGAAAAUAUACAUACAAACAUGUACUGUGUAAAUUGAAUUUGUUUGAGGUGAAACUAAGGCAACCAAGGACAAAAUACAGUCGUGGUCAAGAGUUUACAUGCACUUGGAAAGAACAUCGUGUUUAUGGCUAUGAGUUUUUUCUCUUGGCUUCAGUCUGGACUUUCUCUCCAGGGGCCCAGGUUUAGACCCAUUUUAUUUUUUCCCACCCCGCCCUCCAUUUUUUACCUGUAUCUCACCUUUUUUGUAAGGGUCUGUUGUGUCUUCGCCACACUGUCCUUCAGGAGAGUCUCCAAGCCAGGGAAACAAUCCAAGUUUGAAUGUUUUGUAUACGAGUGAAAAUAAAAAACAAUUUGUAUACAAUAAAAUACUCUAAAUUGGUCCUCAAAAUUCAGACAUUCCGAUGUUCUCCAAAUCCCAAGAGUGUCCACAGUUCUUCCCGCAUUCUCCAACCAUCAUGUCAUGGUUGUCUCGACUUUCCGAUCAUUUCUACAACUGUUAUUUUUUUCGUGAUGUAGUGAUUGGAGCACAUACUUGUUGCUCACAAAAAACAUUCAUGAAGUUUGCUUCUUUUAUGAAUUCAUUAUCAAAGUAUCUUCAAACUUCAUGUGAGUGAUUAUGAUUGUUGACUUCUCUGAGCACAUAUAAAAAGGGGUCAUGUGAUGCAGUCAUCAGGCUGGCUUACAAAAGUCAAAGGAACUCAGCACAGAUCUGAAAAACGUAAUCAUUGACUUUUGACCACGACUGUAUGUACAUUUUAAAAAAACACAAUCACAGUAGUACCUCAACUUAGGAAUGUAAUUAGCACCGUGACGGAGCUCUUAACUAAAAAAUACAGCAUCAUUUUAACAUGCUUUUUAAAUGCAGAAUACAAAAAUAUUUUAUAAAACAAUGCGAUAGAUUGUACUACUAACUACAGUAGUUUUAUGACAUAAUAAUAAUAUACAAUUUUUACCUAUGCAAUAUACUUGUACAAUAUCGCCUUCUAACUGCUAGUCCGUUAAACACAACAGAAGCAACUUCUCCUUUUUUUCAUGGAUAAUUGUCUCCGAUUUAGGAAAUAUAUUUUAAUGGUGUUAUUGACUCCUGCUUCAGUGGAGUCCAGACUAGCAGUGUUAGGACUUAGGCUGCUUCACCAACUUAUGUAGCUAUGUAGCUAGCACAACACUGUCAUCUUUUUCAUGACUUUUUUCCUUAAAUCAAUGAAUAUCAUCCACUUGUUUUUCAUCCACGUUCUUUCUUUCAAUAGUUGAACAACUCAUUAAUCCAAAGCUUUAGCUAAGGGCUAAUGAUAGCGUGUAAGCGUAUGCUAGCUAAUGCUCAAAACUUAUGUUUUUUUGCGAGCAACUUCAAGUGUAACUAUUAGCCGAGAGGCAGCUCUUAUCACAAAUUACUCUUAAGUUGGGGUAGCUUAAGUUGAGUUACCUAUGUAUAAAAGAGAAUAACAUUUUAAAUACACAUCUACAAACGUAAAGAAAAUAUGUGAAAUACCAAGUUCGAAAAACUUUUAAUUUUUUACAAACAGCAAAUCUACAGUAUUCAACCUGAUCCAAGUACAAAACGAUGUUGUUUGUUUUGCCUUUGCUAAAAGUGUAAUUUUGUUUAUACUUUUCGGCUAAUCUAAAAAAAAAAAGGUACUAUUACAUUGUUUUCAGCUUUCUUAUGUAUUAUGUAAUAUAUCCAUCCAUCCGUUUUCUACCGCUUAUUCCCAUUGGGGUCACGGGGGCGCAGGAGCCUAUCUCACCUACAACCGGGCGGAAGGCGGGGUACAUUUUGUAAUUUAUGUGUAUAAAUAUAUACACAUAUAUGUGUUUGUGUGUAUAUAUAUAUAUAUAUAUAUAUAUAUAUAUAUAUAUAUAUACAUACAUAUAUAUAUAUAUAUAUAUAUAUAUAUAUAUACAUAUGUAAGGCCAGGGAAAAACACAAGAGGCUAGCUAUAUCAUCCCUACAAGCCAGAUUUAUAUAAAUUUAUACAUUUUAUAGAAAUUUGAUAAAAUCAGGGAAAACCUGCAAAACAGGCUUGUAGGGAUGAUAUAGCCUCUUGUGUUUUUUCCUUUACAUAUAUUUUGCUCGUAUUGAGCACUGUAUAACGGAUAAACCACAGAAACCUCAACUAAAUAUAUAAAUAUAGUGUCAAGCCCAUGGGAUCAGGUUAUGUUUUUGUCACAUUUGGUUUUAUUUUUUGGACACUCAGUUCCUGUUCCUGCACUUCCUUGUUUUCUUUGUUACCAUGCCAACUCAUUGAUUUUCACCCUGCCCUCAUGUCUCACACCUGUUUGCACUUAUUAUGUUCAUUAUUUAAACCUGUUGUUGCCAGGUGGUCAGCCUGGCGACUUUACAUAUCCCUCAACCCGACUAAUGCCAAGCCAUGCUGUUUAUUCCCUCCUGCACAUGUCAAGUAAGUUUUUGGUUUAGUUAUGCCACAGUUGUUUAGUUGUGUUUUCAGUAGUCAAGUUUGUUCUCCGCCAUUGUGCACGCCAUUUGUUUGCCUUUUGUUGUAGUUUGUUAGUGUUAGUAAUAAAUAAAUAUGUACUCACAUUCA
Messenger RNA from Nerophis ophidion (straightnose pipefish), 5777 nucleotides. It is a transcript of the gene aadac, whose product is annotated as arylacetamide deacetylase. The transcript has 5 exons. Gene Ontology annotation, molecular function: carboxylic ester hydrolase activity. The record is from RefSeq and is a predicted model, not a curated record. Gene Ontology annotation, cellular component: membrane. NCBI's taxonomy places the organism in Eukaryota, Metazoa, Chordata, Actinopteri, Syngnathiformes, Syngnathidae. Bases 184 to 1599 code for a protein of 471 amino acids.